AUGUCGUUUGUCCGUGCUGUGGUUUCUCGCUCGGCUGCUCUCCGUGCUGCGCAGCCGACGCUCCGCCGCUUCAACUCGUUCACGCCGAACCCUGAGGCUGCGAAGGCCUUCAUUGACGCUCGUCAGCACGCUUUCGAGCACGCUGCUCAGUCGACUUCGCUGUGGCGCAAGAUCAGCCUGUACGGCAUGAUCCCGAGCGCUGCUGUUCUGGCUGUGUACAUUUACAAGAUCGAGUCGGAGCACGCCGCCCACCAAGCUCACGUUCUCGAGGAGAACGGUGGUGAGCUGCCGGAGCGCCCAGACUACGAGUACCUGAACAUCAAGAACAAGAAGUUCCCUUGGGGUCAGCAGUCGCUCUUCUACAACCCGAAGGUGAACUACCCCUCGCCUGAGAUGUAA
This is a messenger RNA of Malassezia pachydermatis, 399 nucleotides long. Its product is annotated as mitochondrial cytochrome c oxidase subunit via. Gene Ontology annotation, molecular function: enzyme regulator activity. Gene Ontology annotation, biological process: mitochondrial electron transport, cytochrome c to oxygen. Bases 1 to 399 code for a protein of 132 amino acids. The transcript is spliced from 4 exons. The record is from RefSeq and is a predicted model, not a curated record. Lineage: Eukaryota; Fungi; Basidiomycota; Malasseziomycetes; Malasseziales; Malasseziaceae. Gene Ontology annotation, cellular component: mitochondrial inner membrane.